AUGAGCCAACUAGCCCCUCUCAAAGUCGCCCUCCUCGGCGCCGGUACCUUCGCCUCCACGACCCACCUCCACAUCCUCCUUCCUCUCAUUGCUGCCAACCACGUCACCAUCACCCUGGUAUGGUCUCGUCACUCCGGCCCAGCACACUCCCUCUCCGCCCACUAUCCAAACAAUCCCCCCGUCUACUAUCAGCUACCAUCGCACCCCACGCCCUACGCCUCUGUCGAAGACGCCCUCCGCGCCCACCGUGAGAGCGAUGCCGUCAUCGUCGCUCUACCUCCCGGUCCGCAGAACGAAUUUGCUAAACUUGCCAGAUUGCUCCAUUUCCACGUCAUGUUAGAAAAACCCCUCGCCCUGGACUUGCCCUCCGCCCGCGAUCUCCUUAGAACGAGCUCUGCAUUCGAAAAGGGCAAAGUACUCGCGCUCGCAGAGAACUUUCGCUUCGAGCCGGCACUGCUACGUGCGGCAGCGCUCGUGCGACAGGCCUGCGGGGGGGUAGUAACGGCUCGGCUUAACGUUAAAUCCCCGAUGCCCGAAGGCAGCCGCUACGGAAGGGGCUGGCGCCUCGAGUUGGACGGCCCGGGCAUUUUGCUGGACGGAUGCGUACAUCACUUUGCAGCCCUGAGGCUUGUGAUGGACGCCGAUAUCUGCCGCAUUGCCGCGAAAUGCCAUCGGAGGGCUGCGUGGUUCAAAGGUGCUGAUACUGUGGCGGGGUAUGCCAUCAUGACAAGUGGAGUCCAGGUGUCGGUUUUUGUCACGUAUGCGUCGAGUGUGCCCUUAUGGGAACUUGAGGUUGUUGGCGAGAAGGCCGAUGUCAUGGUGCGCAGGGACCGGAAUAGGGCCGGCUAUUCUGUGAGUGUAGUGAGCUGUGGACGAGAGAAUGGUCAGCGGGUUGAGGAAACAGAGCAUGUGCCUUUUGGAGGACUUGAAGCCGAGUUUGAAGCCUUUGUUGAGUCAUGCCGGAGCGCAAAGGUGCACCCUCGGCUUGAUGCCAUGCAUGGCUUCAACGAUAUGGCCGCCGUGUUUGCACUGUUCCAGUCAUCAGAGGAAGGUAGAGAGGUUACAGUCGAGGAGACUGGUGAUUUAUUGCCUCAUGAAGCGCCCUAG
Molecule: messenger RNA, 1107 nt
Organism: Chondrus crispus (carragheen)
Lineage: Eukaryota; Rhodophyta; Florideophyceae; Gigartinales; Gigartinaceae
Exons: 1
Coding region: 1-1107 (368 amino acids)
Biological process (GO): NADPH regeneration
Cellular component (GO): cytoplasm
Molecular function (GO): oxidoreductase activity; nucleotide binding
Source: RefSeq, a predicted model, not a curated record